AUGCCGUCCGCCACUCCCAAGAUGGAUGUUCUCGCCUUGUUAGAUGCCUAUAGCCAGGUCCAUGAACGGGCGCAGAAGGAUCAAAAGGCGUCUACCUGGCAGCUGACGUUGGCACGAAAGAGCACAGGACGCGGCGGAGCUCUGAUGAAUGGAGUCAUGGUGGCGGAAGAUGUUCGCGAGGAACUGCGUGCCAUCAAAGUCUUGAAGUGUACUGCCGAUGAACCAGAAUUACAAGAGGAGGAAACAUGCAAGAAAUUGCAACGACAGUUUGUCUUGGCCAAUGCGACUGACGAGGAGAAGAAGCAAGAAUCAGCAUCGACCGCUGCGGAGACUACUACAACUGGACUACGUCGUCGCAAAGGCAACGACGACAAGGAAAAUCAAGCCGAGAAUGAGUGGACGGUGGAAAAGGAAGAAGAGUUAGAUGAAGAGGAUCGGUUGCGACGGGCGGAUCCUUUGGUCUUUUUUGGAGCAAUGCCACCCAAGGAGCUGCGAAGAGCACAGCAAGAGGCACAAAGCGCACUGGCGAGGUAUGUGGAAGCUGCCAAUUUGAUUGUGGCCAUUCAGCAGAGCAUGCAGCAAUAA
This is a messenger RNA of Seminavis robusta, 585 nucleotides long. The record is from the annotation of a GenBank genome assembly. Lineage: Eukaryota; Bacillariophyta; Bacillariophyceae; Naviculales; Naviculaceae.